AUGAAGGUGAUAUUAGCUUUGAUUUUCGUGGCUACGGUAGCAAAUGCUGCUGUUUUGCCGCCAUUACACGAUUGCGGAGUACCCGAAUGCACAAAUACAACUGUGCAUUAUCCCCAUAUUGAUCCUGCUUUCUUUUGGCAAUGCCGUCCUGAACCAGGAUGUGAUGCUUGGGUAGCGCAAAAAAUGCCUUGUGCUAAAGGAUUGUGGUUUAGUUACAAAGAACAAGUUUGUACACGUUGUACUGAAUGGGAAAAUCCCUGCCAUUUGGAUCCUGUACCUGAAUGCGUAUGUGAAGAAGAUAACCCAUCAACAAUUGAAGUUCCAGAAUUACCGCCAUUGUACAACUGUGAUGAUCCAAUUUGUUCUGAUACUGAGAUUUUGUUCCCUCAUAAGGAUCCUACCAAAUUCUAUCAAUGCAUUCCUGUUCCGGGAUGUGAUGAAUGGAGAGCUGAAGUUAUGACAUGUCCAGCUGGAUUGUAUUUUAGUUACAAACAUCAAGUUUGCGUUUGGGAAUGUGAUUGGGAAGAUGAAUGCGGAAGCGGAACUCCUAAACCAACAACUCCUCGACCAACGACAACGCCUGAACAAACAACUCCUCGACCAACAAGAUCAACUACUAAAUCAACAACUCCUGAAGAAACAACCCCAAAGCCAACGACAACGCCUGAAGUAACAACUACUGAAGAAACAACUCCCAAACCAACUACUGAUAAGCCAACAACUAUUGAAGUAACUGAAGUUCCCCCAAUUGAUGAUUGCAAUGAACCAAUCUGCUCGAACACAACUAUUCUUUAUCCUCAUUACAAUCCUAAAUUGUACUAUCAAUGUGCUCCUGAUUCGGGAUGCGAUGGAUGGAGAGCCGUUGAAAUGCCUUGCCCAGCUGGUUUGUGGUUCAGUUAUGAGAAACAACAUUGUGUACGAUGUGAAGAUUGGGAAAAUCCUUGCAAUUUGUUCCCUGUUCCCGAAUGUGAACCAUGCCCUGAACCAACUGUCGGUCCUACAAAUCCCCCGACAACAGCUGAACCUUCAACUCCUCGACCAACGAGAUCGACAACUGAAGAAACAACUCCCAAGCCGACAACUCCUCGACCAACGAGAUCAACUACUGAAGCAACAACUCCUGAAGUAACAACAACUGUUCAACCAACUACUGAUAAGCCAACAACUAUUGAAGUUACUGAAGUUCCUCCAAUUGAUGAUUGCAAUGAACCAAUCUGCUCGAACACAACUAUUCUUUAUCCUCAUUACAAUCCUAAAUUGUACUAUCAAUGUGCUCCUGAUUCGGGAUGCGAUGGAUGGAGAGCCGUUGAAAUGCCUUGCCCAGCUGGUUUGUGGUUCAGUUAUGAGAAACAACAUUGUGUACGAUGUGAAGAUUGGGAAAAUCCUUGCAAUUUGUUCCCUGUUCCCGAAUGUGAACCAUGCCCUGAACCAACAGUUGCCCCGACAAAUCCUCCAACGAAUCCCCCGACAAACCCUCCAACGAAUCCCCCAACGAAUCCCCCGACAAAUCCCCCAACGAAUCCUCCGACAAAUCCCCCAACGAAUCCUCCGACAAAUCCCCCAACCAAUCCAACUACUGAUAGCCCAACAACCAUCGAAGUUACUGAAUUGCCGCCAAUCAUAAACUGCGAAGAACCUCAUUGCUACAAUACCACGAUUUUGUUCCCUCAUAGAGAUCCCACGAAAUUCUACCAAUGCGCUCCCGUAGCUGGAUGUGAUGAUUGGACUGCAGUUGUACAACAAUGCCCUCACAAUCUCUUCUUCCGUUACGACAAACAAGUCUGCGAUUGGUGCAACGAUCAUCUCUGUGACGAAGAUAGCGUCUUCAAUCCCGCACCAAAAUGCCCUUAA
Culicoides brevitarsis is the source of this 1851-nucleotide messenger RNA. RefSeq names its product mucin-2-like. Gene Ontology annotation, molecular function: chitin binding. Lineage: Eukaryota; Metazoa; Arthropoda; Insecta; Diptera; Ceratopogonidae. Gene Ontology annotation, cellular component: extracellular region. Bases 1 to 1851 code for a protein of 616 amino acids. The record is from RefSeq and is a predicted model, not a curated record. The transcript has 3 exons.